Rotaria sp. Silwood2 is the source of this 1263-nucleotide messenger RNA. The record is from the annotation of a GenBank genome assembly. Lineage: Eukaryota; Metazoa; Rotifera; Eurotatoria; Philodinida; Philodinidae.
AUGCCCAAUCGACAAAAACUCUAUAUCGGUUUGGGUGUAUCAGUUGGUGUUUGCACCGGUAUAGGUCUUUAUCUAUUCUACCGUCAUCAACGACAAAUUGAAUCAUCGAAAACAAGUCGUCCUAUCACACCUAUACUAAUUCUUUCAUCGUUAAAGCCCUAUAAUGAUUAUCAAUAUGUGGACAUGACAUCACCAUCAGAAAUUGAUAAUGAUGAUUCAGAAUCAACAGAAUUUCUUAAUGAAACACCAAUUCCUGAUGGUAGUGUUCCAUUAACACCUGAUCAAGCUUCUAUUCUUACUCGUUUUCUUUAUGAAUCUAAUGAUGAUGAAGAACAACAAUUACAUUGUGUUUUAACGAGCAUUGCCAAUGCAUCAACUUUUAAAGAAAGUCAAAUAAAUUUAGCAAAUGCUGGUUGUAUUACUCGUCUUCGUGAAUUGCUUUUAAAAACAGAUAAUGAAAUAACAAAAUGUAAAAUAUUUCUAGCUCUUAAUAAUCUCGCUCUAAAUGAUUUUGCUAUUACUCAAUUUUCGAGUAUUGUUUCUAUUGUAAUUAAAUUAUGUCGUACAAGUCCAUCAAAUUCACUUGUACGUCUUAAUGGACUUACUUUACUUAUAAAUAUGAGUGUUCUUGAAUAUCUUCAUGAAGAAUAUAUGAGUAAUAUAUAUGAACUUGGUUUAUUAAUCGAAUCGACAAUUAAAUAUGAUGAUGAAGCAUUAUCAUCAGGAAAAAUUCUUGUUAAUUUGUCAACAAAUAAAUUAAAUCUUGAAAGUUUACUGAAAAUAACCGGCAUUGAACUUAAACCAAUAAUGAAUUUAUUUACAUCUAAAAUAGAUCAAUCACCGAAAUCAGAACAGAUUCUUCUUCGUUUUCUUUCAUUCUAUUGCAAUUUGGCUGAUAUGAUUCUGAAUGAAUUGAAAGAAGGUGGAGAUACAAAUAAUAACAAUAAUUCAUGGUUAUUCGAUCCACAACCACAGCGACAAGGCGCACUUUAUUUUGAAUUUCUCCAUGCUGAUAAACAAAUAUUAGCUAAAUCUCUUCUACGACCACAAUAUACAUCAACUCAAAUAAAUUCUCAAAUGAAACGUCUUUAUCAAUCGAUGGAUAAAAUCCGUCAAUGUCAUAUGGAAUUAUUAGUUUCGUCCAGUAAAAAUGAUCAAUCAAUUGUAAUAACUAAUAAACAUAAUGAAAAUUCGCUAGAUACCUUAACAGAUGAUAAAAAAACAACUCUUGCUGCCGAACAUUUAUCAUCUGAUCAAUUAUAA